Molecule: messenger RNA, 987 nt
Organism: Aspergillus niger
Lineage: Eukaryota; Fungi; Ascomycota; Eurotiomycetes; Eurotiales; Aspergillaceae
Exons: 2
Coding region: 1-987 (328 amino acids)
Source: RefSeq, a predicted model, not a curated record
AUGAAGGAGCAUAUCGCUCCACCCAUGCCGCUGCCCGGAUAUGACGUUCCUAAAGCAUUUAGUGCUAUUGAACUAGGAUGUAUGGACUUGAUCCGUCUUCACGUUAUAUACAUUGACCCAUUCCUAGAGGAAUUGAGCGGCUCAUUCAAUAUGCCUGCCCAGAAGAGAACCUCCACUGAAAUGGAUCCGGCGAUCGCGACUGGCCCCGAUAAAGAGAAUCAGCCAGCAGCAGAAGCAGCGCCGCCUUCCGGCAAUACGAAGAGAAGCUGUGAUGAGAUCCGGCAGGAAAUACGCGAUUUCAUUGCUUCAGGGCAGAUGAGCGCCAGCGACUUCCAGCGCGCAAUUGACGUGUCUCCGCGGUCAUAUGCUGAGUUUUUGAGCCAGGAGGGCGUCAAGGGCGCCCGGUCGGCUACGUAUAAGAAUGCGUUGAAGUUUUUUGACGGCCGGAGCGGAGGUACCGUUGUGCCUUUGGCUGCAACCCAGCCUGCGGCAAGCAUGGCGGGAAAUGCUCAGAAGAGGGCGAAGAAGACUCAGCCAUCGAGUCCGGCUGCAGUUGAUCUUUCGGAUGUUCACUUGGAUGGGGAUGAGGAUGGGAAUGUGCCGGUCUUCGAGACGUGUGAUGUGGUGAGGAAGAAGAUCAGGGCGCAUCUGCGCAAGACUGGAAUGACGCAGGCGGGUUUCAUGCGAGAAGCUGCGAAGGCGGCGUACCCGCAGGGUACGAAGAGGCUGAACGCGAAUUCGUUCGGGGAAUUCUUGAAGAAGAAGGGUCCUACUGCUGGGAGCUCAGGGGCGGUCUUCUAUGCGGCGUAUGUGUAUUUUGAGAAGUUGAGAAUCAAGAAUGGGAAGCCGAAGGACGCCUUCCGACUCGAGAUGGAGAAGGUCUGGCCGAAUGGCUUCGAGCUCGAUAAUGCGGCCAAUGGGAGGCUGUGGUGUGGUCCCAAUGAGAGACCCUGGGUUGAUAAGUAUGGGAUGGUGCAUUUUUCGUGA